This is a messenger RNA of Arxiozyma heterogenica, 2412 nucleotides long. RefSeq names its product SNARE-binding exocyst subunit SEC6 (gene SEC6). Gene Ontology annotation, molecular function: SNARE binding. Gene Ontology annotation, biological process: exocyst localization; exocytosis. The transcript has a single exon. Lineage: Eukaryota; Fungi; Ascomycota; Saccharomycetes; Saccharomycetales; Saccharomycetaceae. The record is from RefSeq and is a predicted model, not a curated record. The coding region runs from base 1 to 2412 and encodes 803 amino acids. Gene Ontology annotation, cellular component: exocyst.
AUGACUUCAUUACCUAGUUUGAACCUAUCAGAAAUUCUAAAAGAUGAUUUAUCGUUAGAAAGAAUUAAUGAGCUGAAAGAAAAUAUAUUGAAACAAAGAUCUACCAUUGAAUAUCAAUUAAAUAAAGAAUCAUCCAAAUACUAUGGUCAUAUUCAAGAAAGUUUAAAAAUGCUAAACGUUUUUAAAAAUUCUGUGCAAUCUAUUAAGGGCGACAUCAACAAAGUUAAUCAAUUAAGUUUAGAGAAUGAAAUGGCCAUAAACCGAUAUAAUGUCAUCUCAGAUGCCACUGAUCUGUUUGAUACCAUUAGAAAUACAUCAUCUAUAUAUGAUAAAAUUUUGAGCUUCGACUCCCUUCUAAACAAAUUAGAUAGUUUAUUAGACAAGGAAUUAAAUAGUGAUCCUUUAGAUACAGGCUGCCCUACAUUGUUAGAAAUCCAUUAUUUAUUGACUAAAGCAAGAGACUUUCAAGAUCAAAUGACGGUUAUGGCCUCAAUAUCUACUGAGGAUGUACAAAGAACAACAAGAAAAUUAUUUUCUCAUAUAUCUGGACUAGUAACAAAAUUUGAUCAAUUAUUAACUGGCUUAAUUAAUGAUAUAGUGGAAAUGAUUAGAAGUGAACAAAUUUCUUUAGUUAUUAGAUUGUUUAAAAUCUUUGAUCUUGAAGAAAGAGAAGACAUUAAAAUUGUUAUUAUACGAAAUAUUAUUAAAAAGAAGGAAAUCGAAGCAGAUAAAACAUAUAUCAAAAAGUUACCGAACAAUAGUGUAAACAACUUUAUUGUUAAAGAUUCCAUCGAAUAUCCAACAAAUAAAGGAAUUUACCAGGAAAUUCUUAAUGGCACUAUAUCUGGUAGAACACAACCAAGGGGUUACAUAAAUUUUUUUCAUAAUAAUUUAAAAGAUACAAUCAGUGAAAUGUUUAUUUCAGUAAGAGAAACCUACUCAGGUGAAAAGAAAUUUGAAGUAUUAAAUAAUUUAGAUUGGGUAUUCAAUGAAUUAAUGAUUGUUAAAGAUUAUUUAACAAAGUAUACACCAAAUCGUUGGAAUAUUUUCCAACAAUAUUUUGAUAUCUAUUACCACGAGUUAAACCUAUUGAUAAAUGAAUUAGUCGAAUCUGAACCAGAAACUUUAAUUAUUCUGGAUAUUCUAGAUUAUGACAAAGAAUUUCAAGCGAAUUUAAUUGCUGAUUUUUGCUUUACUAAGAAAAAUGUUAAAAGUGUUAUCGGAGAGGAACAAAAAGAAAAGUUAUUUAAAGAUUACUUAAACUUAUUAGUGACUAAGAUGACAGAAUGGAUUGCAAAUUUGGAAAAAGCUGAAUUUGAAAUUUUUACUGAAAGAUCAACUCCUCCACAUGUAGACUCCAAUGGACUCUACUUUCUUGAUGGUACAAGGACAUGUUUCCAAAUGUUUACUCAACAAGUCGAAGUUGCCUCAGGAGCAGGUCAAGCCAAGAUUCUUGUUGGUGUAGUCGAAAAAUUUACCGGGUUAUUAUCAAAACGUCAACAAGAUUGGACCAAUAAGAUAAAUGAAGAAGUUAAUAAGAUUUUGAAAUAUAAUGAAUUAUAUGAUUUAGAUCCACAAAAUAUUCCUGAAGAAUAUGAUGUUCCUGGUGGGUUGAUAGAGUAUUUGACUGCUGUUACAAAUGAUCAAAUGAAAGCAGCCGAUUAUAUUGUGGCAAUCACAAGAAAAUGUUCCUCAUUAUUAAAUAAGGCAUGGAUCAAAGAAGUCACUGAGUAUUCUGAUAAAGCAUUAGAUGGUUGUGCAGAUUUGGUUAAAGUUGGAUGCCAUGGCAUGACUUCUAUAAUAUUCGAUGAUUUGAAGAAACCAUAUACAGAGAUAUUCAGUAAAGCAUGGUAUGGUGGGAAUCAAAUCAAACAAAUUUCUGUAACUAUUAAUGAAUAUAUUAUAGAAAUCAAACCUCAUAUGAGUUCAAUUGCAUUUAAUUCGUUUAUAGGGUUUAUUAUAGACGAAUGUUUUUUGAAUUACAUCAAUGCAUUAAAUGAGAAACAUUCCUUCAAAAUGAAAAAUAAUAAAUUUUCUGAUGCAAUAAAAAGAGAUUUUGAAAUUUUAUUUGAAUUAUUUGCCAGCGUAAUUAGUGAAGAUCAAAAAGCAGAGAUUAUUGAUCGUCGUUUUAGAUUUAUUGAGAUUUUCAUGGAUAUAAGUUGUGAACCGAUAGAUCUAGCACUUGAAUACUGGAAAACAAUGUUGAUAGAAUAUCCCGAAACUCCAAUCGAUUUCUUAGAAGCUGUAUUAACAUGUAGAAAAGAUGUUAGCAGCUCAGAAAGGAAAAAACUAGUACAAGAAGGUCUAACAUAUCAAGAUUAUCCAGAAAUCAAACAAAAUCUAAGAGAAAUGAUAGACAUGGGUAUCGAACCUUUGUUUGUGAGUAAAUUUAAAUUUCAACCAAACACCUAA